GGUACGAGGUGUUCCUGAUCUGUGAGCGCCGUCAUGCUUUUGCAGUUUUGCCAACGUUUGUAACUCUCUCUGUGAAGAGAGAGCUUUGUUGUGUUGUGUUUGUUGACACACUCUUCCGAAAAUUGAAUGGAGCCCAUUUGCCCUAUUUACUCUGGGUGUGCCACUGAAAUCUCUGCACUUCUCACUCCUCCCUCACCUCUUCAAGUUCAGGAAUAUUAUCAUAACCUUUUGUCUGCAAGGCAGUGCACUGGUAUCACAGUCAAACAUGAUGGGAACUUUGGAAAGGGUGUAUAUGCUGCCAUGGACUUCAAAGAGGGGGAACUUGUUCUGAAGGAUCACAUGUUUGUGGGGUCUCAACACUCUUUCAACAAGAUUGAUUGUUUUGUCUGUAGCUUCUGCUUUCGUUUUAUUGGUUCCAUAGAACUUCAAAUUGGAAGGAGGCUUUACUUGCAACAAUUAAGGGCUAAUGACAGUCAUGGUUGUGAUGUGGGAAACUUUUUGGAACCUUCCAAAAACUGCCAUGAAAUGGAUUCAUCUGAUGAAGAGGAGAGCACUCAGCAAUGUGCUUCUGGUAGUUCCAAAACUAGAGUUCCUCUCCCUGAAGGUGUUGUGGAAUCAUUAAUGAAUGGCCAAUUGAGAUUGCCUUGCUCUGAGGAGUUCUCCUUGCCGCCUGCUGUUCCAUGCCCUGGUGGAUGUGGAGAAGCUUAUUAUUGCAGCACGUCGUGCGCAGAGGCUGAUUGGGAAUCCUCCCAUUCUUUACUCUGUACUGGCGAGAGUUCUGAUCUGGAACAUAGGGAGGCACUCCUUAAAUUCAUCAAACAUGCUAAUGAAACAAAUGAUAUAUUCCUCCUUGCUGCAAAAGCUAUUUCUUCUACCAUAUUAAGGUACCACAAGUUGAAAGCAAACCAUCUUGAAGAGCAAGUGAAAUGUGAUACAUCCUGUGUUUCAAACCACCGUAAUUUCUCUCUUCUUCAGGAAGCUUGGAGGCCUAUAUCAAUGGGACACAAGAGAAGGUGGUGGGAAUGCAUUGCAUUGCCAGAUGAUAUUGAUCCUUCUGAUGAAGCUACGUUUAGGAAACAAAUAAAAGAGUUGGCAUUUGAGUCUCUCCAACAUCUUAAGACAGCUAUAUUUGACAAGGAAUGUGAGCCAUUAUUCUCCCUCGAAAUCUAUGGACAUAUCAUCGGCAUGUAUGAGCUGAAUAAUCUUGAUUUGGUUGUAGCUUCUCCUGUGGAGGAUUACUUUUUAUACAUUGAUGAUCUGACAUAUCCUAAUAAGGAAGAAGCUAUGAAAAUUACACAACCAAUUCUGGAUGCUCUUGAUGAAGACUAUUCUAUUUGUUGCCAAGGAACUGCGUUUUUUCCUUUGCAAAGCUGCAUGAACCAUUCCUGUUGUCCCAAUGCCAAAGCUUUCAAAAGAGAUGAGGAUAGAGAUGGCCAAGCAACAAUAAUUGCACUGAGGUCCAUAUGUAAAGGAGAAGAGAUAACAAUCUCAUAUGUUGACGAGGACCUUCCAUUUGAAGAGAGACAAGCAUCCCUUGCAGAUUAUGGUUUUAGAUGCAGCUGUCCAAAGUGCAUUAAAGAAGAGCCAUGAUACUAAAACAGUCAUAUGCAGAAUCGAACUGUUUUAGAAAUACAAUGAGGCUUUCUCAACCUUGACAGAGUUAAAUUGCAAAGAAAAGAGCAGGGAUGGCACUCAAAGGGAAACACUUGUUAGGAGAACUUGUAGUUGUUUUGAAACUUUGGCUUCUUUCAAAUACAUCCACAAUUGUCUGCAUACAAACAUAUGUUACACCAGUUGUUUCAUUUUUUUAUUCCAUAGAAGCAAUUGGGAUGUAUUAACAGAGAGAUUGAUGCACUUAAGUCACCAUAAAUUAUUAUAAUU
Gastrolobium bilobum is the source of this 1881-nucleotide messenger RNA. RefSeq names its product histone-lysine N-methyltransferase ATXR2. The coding region runs from base 127 to 1590 and encodes 487 amino acids. The record is from RefSeq and is a predicted model, not a curated record. The transcript has 15 exons. Gene Ontology annotation, molecular function: protein binding; methyltransferase activity. NCBI's taxonomy places the organism in Eukaryota, Viridiplantae, Streptophyta, Magnoliopsida, Fabales, Fabaceae.